Messenger RNA from Drosophila navojoa, 3004 nucleotides. It is a transcript of the gene Culd, whose product is annotated as CUB and LDLa domain. Lineage: Eukaryota; Metazoa; Arthropoda; Insecta; Diptera; Drosophilidae. The record is from RefSeq and is a predicted model, not a curated record. Gene Ontology annotation, molecular function: protein binding.
CAGUCUUGAGUCGACGCUCGUGGACAGCACAUCAGCAUUCGAUAUACAGACGAGGAUAUAGUCAGGAUGUUGGUGAAAGCCUUGGGCUACGGCUAUUGCCUGGCCUAUGUGCUGGCUCUCGUUAGCUGGCCGGGCAGUGCCUAUCCCACCAAUAGCUAUCGGGAUUUGGACAUAUGCAAUCACUGGAAUGGCCGGCGACACUUCCUGGAGCUGGGCGAGCGAGGCGAGCUGCAUGCGCGGAACGUGAGCAAUACGGCUUACCGGAGCUCACCUCUGAGCCUCAAGAGUGACUUGACGGGCGUGGACGUGUGGUACCAGUGCAAUCUGGAGCUGGUCACCUGUGCCGAGUGUGUGAUCCGGGUUACGUUCACCCAUGCCAACUUCUCCAAGAGCUGCAGCAACACGAACACCAAUAUGUGUCCUUGCGAGCACAUACAGUUCUCGGAGCCGCCCUACGACACCACCAUCUCCGGGCAGGAGUUCUGCGGCGAUGGCAAGGUGUUUCGCAGCAAAACGAGAACGCUGCAGCUCAAGUUCUUCUACAGAGCCACCAAUGCCCAUGUGUUCUCCCUGCAGUACUUCUCAGAGCGCAAUGUCAAGAUUGUCAGCGGCUCACCCAAGCAGUCCAUUGUGGGCAAUGGCAAUGCGAAGUACUUGCCACAGGUCAUCUCGACGCCCUAUUUCCCCAUGGCCUAUCCGCGCGACUAUGGCAUCGAGCACAUACUCACCUGCGAGGCGGACAAUUGCCAGGUGCGUCUGGACUUUACAGACUUUCAGCUGGGUCUCGCCUCGACGCUGGAGAUCUUUGACUCGAAUGGCCAAAUGCUGGACUCCUACACGGGCGAGCACUUUCGUCCGCCGAUUACAGUGAGCAGCGGGAAGUCCUUGCUGCUGCAGUUUCGUGGCAAUUCCGCGUCGGGCGUGGGCUUUCGCGCCGAGGUCAGCUUUGUCUCCUCCAAGCAGCUUAAGGACGAGCGUCUGGUGCCCUACACUGAUUGUGGUGGCAUGGUAACUGGACCUGGAGGCGCCAUAACCAUGAUGAACAUGAUUGAAAAUGCCACAGAUGUGCGGCUGUUCGACUGCAUCUGGAUCAUCAAGCCGGGCAACAACUACAUGAUGAUGAAGACGCACAUCUCAUUGCGUGUGGAUGACUUUUAUGGGAUGGCGGCGCGAUCGGAGCUGACUAUUAGACAGGGCACCACAUCCGAUGCGACGGAAAUCGAGAACGUAAUGUGGCCGAAUAAUGGGCUCAGCAAGGAGAAUCAUAUAGCGCCCAUAUUGACGGGCUACUAUAUACGACUGCGCGGGGUGUUCGGCAUGUCCUCCAAGCUGGCCAUCGUCUACAGCGUCUUCAAUUAUUUGAAUUGCUAUAUUGGCUCGGAGUUUCUGUGCGGGAAUAAUCACUGCAUUUCCAUACGUCUGCACUGCGAUGGCUUCGAUCACUGCGGCGAUGGCAGCGAUGAGCCCGACUCCUGUGAGGAGGACUGGGCGCACUUGCAUCACGACCGCCGCUGGUACUCACACAAGCCCAACUACUACUUCCCCAAGAUCGAUCAGUAUCCGGACUUGAAGACAGCCACGGGCAUAUUCAUCAUUAGCACUCUGGGCAUCUUUGGCGUGCUGUCCGGCUGGAUGGUGAUACUCUAUCGCAUGGGCGUACGGGCGCGUCAUCAGCGCGAGCUGCAAAGCCAUUUGCAGACGAUCAGUGAGCUGCUGGAUCGCCAGGACGAGGACCGGCCGCCGGAUGAGCCGCCCAGCUAUGAGGCGCCGCCCGACUACGAGGAGGUCAUCAAGGUGGGCAUGCAGCAGGAGUUGCGGGAGCCGCGACGCCAGCGCCGACGCCGGCCAAGGGAGCGGGGCUGCAGCCGGGCGCCGAGUAACUGCACCAUGCAAUCGAUGGUGCCGCUGCAUCGCAGCUGCAGCCUGGAACAGGAUCAGCCCAGCACCUCGGCGGCAGCGAUGACACGUGCCGUCGCCUCCACCGAUACCACACAGGAUGCAACACAGUUGGAGCAGCAGCAGCAGCAGCAACAGUUGCUAUCACAGCGCAUGCUGCUGGCCACAGCCAUUUGUGGCGCUGCAAGCACGUCUGGCACGGCGUCGCCCGCAAUCCUCAGUGCGCCGCAGCAAUCCGUGGGGCAUGCAGCGUGCCCGCCAUCGCUAUCCGUUGGGCGUGAACUAUCCGCAGCCGCUGGAGCGACCACGCCCACCAACAACAGUGCAACGGACGACUGUACCGACGCCUUUCGAGACAAUUCACUCAAUAUAUCACUCACUCUAGGGCUGCCCAGCUCGACCACCAACCAGAGCCUGAGCAGCAACUGCACCGAGCAUACGUACCUGAAGCGCUCCUGGCUGCUGGUCCAGCAGCCGCCGCAUGGCCAGCGCUGUCGGGUGCAGCGACUGCGCCACACCUUCUCCUCACCCGAAGCCUUUGGCGCCCAUGAGCCGAAUCUGAAUCUGCCCUAUCCGGACUUCCUCAGCUACGGCACGAACAUGCCGCACGAGCGCAGCAGCAGCAACUUUGGCUCCGAGCUCUCCAGAGAUCCCUCCAGCUACAGCUUUGGCAAGCGGGCGCGACUCGCGGCAGCCGAGCAGAGCGAUUGCCAUACCUUGACUCCGCUGCCGACGCCAACGACGACGCCGACGCCAACGCCAACGGCGACGCCAAGUGGUAACUUGGAGUGCUCAGUGCAAACGCUGCAGUCGCAGAUGACGCUGUCUCAGCGCGAUUUGCUGAGCGACAGCGAGGCGGAGCAGCAGGUGUCCUGCUUUGGAGCCGUCUCGCAACGACCCAAGCGGCGACGCGUGCGCAGUCGCUCUUUCAGCAGCAGCGGGCGACCGGGCAGCGGAUCAAAGCGACGUCUACGGCAGCGCAGCUCUUCGGCAGAUUUACUGAUCUACGCCAACUUGGAGAGGGAUAGGGAGGAAGGUAAAGCUAUACAGCGAUUGUUUUUUAUAUGAAGUGAGAUUGAAACGAAAGAGAGAGAGGGAAGGUGCAGUG